ACAACAAAAGCCUUGGCGGAAAAGGGUGGAAUUGCCAACCUUCGACGGAGAGGAACCUCUUAGUUGGCUCAACAGGGCGGAAAGAUUCUUUGACAUUCAGAAGGUGAUGAGCAAUGAGGACAAAGUGGAAAUCGCGUACGUGAGUAUGGAGGGAAGCGUGGCGUAUUAGUUUACGUUCUGGAAAGAAAAGGCAAGAAAUCGCUCGGGGGACAGUUUGAAGGCGGCGAUGAUCAACCGUUUCGGUGGGGGAUUUAGAGGGACGGUGUUCGAGAGGUUGACGUUGUUGCGAUAGGAGGGCACGGUAGAAGAAUUCGUUCGCAACUUUGAGGUAUUGACGCGACAGACGAGGGGUAUACCCGAGGAGCAAGUACUCAGUUAUUUCCUCGCAGGAUUGCGAGAGGACGUGAAGGGCCAGGUGAGAAUCCAGAACCCGCAGAAUUUGAUGGAGGUGAUGCGUGUCGCUCGGGAUGGGGAGGAUGCGAUGGUGAGAGCGCAAGGGAGUUUCGUCAGUGGGUUCAAGAUAAACCCAGUAGGAGUACGAUCGCCGGGCAGCGUGAUACGCACGGAGCCGAGUCGACAACCAACGAACCAGAGUGGGAGAACGGAGAACGUGUGGUAUGCGGAACCGAGUCGACCUCCGACUAACCAGUAUAGAAGAACGGAAAGUGUGGGUUCAGUGAGAGGGGAUGGAGUCACUACGAACACGAAUGCGUGCGCGGGCAAUGCGACUGGGGGCAAUAAUCGGGGGAGGAUGAUGAGAAAUCUGCCAUACCCAGAAUUUCUCAAAAGAAAAGAAGGUCGUUAUUUCCGGUGCAGGGUCCGUUUGCUCCUGGCCACCGCUGCACCGAGAGAAGCCUGCGUGUGCUGCUGCUAGCGGAAGACGAGGAGGGAGACAUUGGAGAAGUAGUAGACCGAGAGAAGAAGCCCAUGGAGUUGUCAGUCUGCUCUGCCGAAGGGUUGACAUUGCCCAGAACUCUGAAGCUGACAGGGAAGAUCGGAGAACGACACGUGGUCGUACUCAUAAAUAGUGGCGCAAGCCACAACUACAUCAAUCAGAGGAUGACGGAGGAGUUGAAACUUCCCAUAAUCGACACACCACCGUAUCCGGUGAGUCUAGGUGAUGGGCAUCGGAGGAUGACCCAAGGGCGUUGCGAGAAGGUUAGAAUCAAUUUUGAAGAAGCUACCUUGGAGGAAGAAUUUUAUGCGUUCGAUUUGGGUAAGGUCGACGCCAUAUUCGGUGUUGCAUGGCUAGGCAAGUUGGGAGAAGUAUUGAUUAAUUGGGGAGAGAUGACCAUGGUGUAUUACCUAAAGGGUAAAAGGAUUCGGAUAAGUGGUCACCAAGCUGUAUCCCGACAGCUGGUUGAGCCAAAAUUAACAAAUGUUGAGUCAUGGACAAUUGUGGGGGAAUGGGACCAAGUGGAGAAGCAAGUGGAAGAUGAGUGGCAAGCUGAGUUGAUGGGGGAGCAGAGAGCAGAGCUGCAAGUGGGGUUGCGGCGCACUACCAUGUCUUCCAAGAAAAACAAGGAUUACUUCCACUUAGGGACAUGCAACACCGCAUUCCACUCAAAGAUGCUGCAAUGUUAUAUACUGGCCAGCUAUACACAACAACUCGUGUUUCUUCCUUUGUUCUCACAUACUAUAGUCUCUGUCUAAUAAAUGGAAAUUACACAAUCAAGCUUCACUUUGCAGAGAUUAUUUUCAUCAAUGAAAGGUCCCUUAAUAGUCUCGGAAAGAGGGUAUUUGGCGUCUAUAUCCAGGGGAAUUUAGUGCUGGAAGACUUUGAUAUCCAAGGAGAAGCGGGUGGUACUGGCAAGCCAAUUGUAAAGACAUUUAAUGCUACUGUCAUGCAACCUACUUUGGAGAUUCACUUCUACUGGGCUGGAAAAGGAACCCCUGGCAUUUCCACAAGAGGAGUUUAUGGACCACUAGUGUCUGCUAAUUUGGUAAGCCCUAAUAUUAAACCUCCAUCAAGGAAGGAUGACAACAGAACUGAUGUCAUACUGGCAAUUGGUAUAGUUGUUGGUGUUUUAGUUCUUCUUCUUCUAGGGCUGGUUUUUAUGAGAUGGAUAGGAUGGUUAGGAGGCAAAGAUCCAAUGUACAAAGAGCUUAGGGGUAUCAAUUUGCAGACAGGAUUAUUUACACUAAGACAAUUCAAAGCAGCAACCAAAAACUUUGAUGCAACAAACAAAACUGGCGAAGGUGGCUUUGGCUGUGUUUACAAAGGUCUACUGUCAAAUGGUACAAUAAUAGCAACAAAGCAUCUGUUUGCAAAAUUCAAACAAGGAAUUACCAAUAGAGUCGUAGGCGGAAGGGCCAACUUUUUGGCCAGUAAAGAUACUAGAAAGGAGGCAGAUGCAGCAGCGAGAAGAUAUAGUAGAUCAAGGCCUGGUCGAGUAGCAAGAGGAGGGAAAGACGACGCUACCUGGGAAGAUAGUUGGUUAUCUAGGAUCAAUACCUGAGUUCAACCUUGGGGACAAGGUUGUUGAAGAAGGGGGGUAAUGAUAGGAUGAUGAGAGUGUAUGUUAGGAGAAGGAAAAGUAAGUGAAGCAUUAGUCGUUAUUAGUUGGCCUAACUGUGAGACAGUUAGGAAGGGGGGGACUUAUUUCUGUAUAAAUAGAUGUGUGUAAGAGAAGAAUGCACUUUUGGACUGUUAAUAGUUUCUAAACAGGAUUGGUUAUCCUUGUUGGGGAAGGUUAAGCUUCCUUUGUACCUUCUAUUCUUGUAUUCUUUCUUAGAGUUCAAUAAAACCAGAGGUUAUCCAUACCUUUUGAUUUGCUUACGAGAGAUUGUUUGGGUGAGAGAUAAGGUUUCUUUAGCAGAAACCUAUCAGUAUACAUCCUCUAAUUCCAGUUGAUUUU
Molecule: messenger RNA, 2858 nt
Organism: Vigna radiata var. radiata (mung bean)
Lineage: Eukaryota; Viridiplantae; Streptophyta; Magnoliopsida; Fabales; Fabaceae
Product: probable LRR receptor-like serine/threonine-protein kinase At1g07650
Exons: 1
Coding region: 1545-2459 (304 amino acids)
Source: RefSeq, a predicted model, not a curated record